CUCGGCGGAGUCCGGAUGGAGGACUCGGACUCGGCCGCCAAGCAGCUGGGCCUGGCCGAGGCGGCGGCGGUGGCGGCCGCGGCCGCUGUGGCGGCGGCGGCCGCGGCCGCGGCGGGCGGCGAGGCGGAGGAGCCGGUGCUGAGCCGGGCCUCGGACUCGGAGGAGGACGCGGACUCGGAGGCGGAGCGCGAGACGCGGCGGGUCACGGCCGUGGCGGUGAUGGCGGCCGAUCCCGGGCACAUGGACAUGAGCGCCGAGGCCCUGCCCGGCCCCGACGAGGCCGCCGCCGCCGCCGCCUUCGCAGAAGUGACCACAGUGACAGUGGCCAACGUUGGGUCCUCUGCAGACAAUGUCUUCACAACGUCAGUGGCAAACGCAGCGUCCAUCUCAGGACAUGUCCUGUCUGGUAGGACAGCUCUUCAGAUUGGGGACAGCCUUAACACAGAGAAGGCCACGCUGAUCGUAGUCCACACAGAUGGGAGCAUCGUGGAGACAACUGGGCUGAAGGGUCCCGCAGCCCCGCUCACCCCAGGUCCUCAGUCUCCUCCGACUCCGUUGGCACCAGGCCAGGAGAAGGGUGGCACCAAGUACAACUGGGACCCCUCGGUGUAUGGCAGUGAGCUGCCUGUGCGCUGCCGGAACAUCAGCGGCACGCUCUACAAGAGCAGGCUCGGCUCAGGCGGCCGCGGCCGGUGCAUCAAGCAGGGGGAGAACUGGUACAGCCCCACGGAGUUCGAGGCCAUGGCAGGAAGAGCCAGCAGCAAAGACUGGAAGAGGAGUAUCCGCUACGCGGGCAGACCUCUCCAGUGCCUCAUCCAGGAUGGGAUUUUAAACCCUCACGCCGCCUCUUGCACCUGUGCCGCCUGCUGUGAUGAUAUGACCCUGAGUGGUCCCGUGAGGCUGUUUGUUCCUUACAAAAGGCGCAAGAAGGAGAACGAACUGCCGGCCACGCCCAUGAAGAAAGAGUCCCCCAAGAGCAUCGCGCUCCUCCCGGCCACGGCAGCCGCCGCCUUCACUGUGACGCCCUCAGGACAGAUCACUACCUCUGGGGCACUGACCUUCGACCGGGCUUCCGCUGUGGAGGCCACUGCUGUCAUAUCAGAGGGUCCCACCCAGGGCGAUGUCUUCGCUGGAGCCACGGUGCAGGAGGCCGGGGUGCAGCCCCCAUGCAGGGUCGGCCACCCUGAGCCUCACUACCCCGGCUUUCAGGACAGCUGCCAGAUUGCCCCGUUCCCAGAAGCCGCUCUGCCAACGUCACAUCCCAAAAUAGUCCUGACAUCCCUGCCUGCCCUAGCAGUGCCGCCUUCCACCCCCACCAAAGCUGUCUCCCCCGCGGUGGUCAAUGGGCUGGAGAUGUCAGAACCGCGGAGCUGGUUGUACCUGGAAGAGAUGGUCAACUCUCUGCUCAGCACUGCACAGCAGCUGAAGACAGUGUUUGAACAGGCCAAGCAGGCCAGCUCCUGCCGUGAGGCCGCUGCGACCCAGGCCAGAAUGCAGGCCGAUGCCGAGCGGAAAGAGCAGUCCUGUGUGAACUGUGGCCGGGGAGCCAUGAGUGAGUGCACGGGGUGUCACAAGGUCAACUACUGCUCCACCUUCUGCCAGCGCAAGGACUGGAAAGACCACCAGCACAUAUGUGGCCAGUCCACUUCAGUCACUGUCCAGGCGGACGAAGUCCACGUGGAGGAGAGUGUGAUUGAGAAGGUCACUGUGUGACGCGGGUCCUCCCCGCACCGUGUCCCAGGUCAGGACUCCCCAAGGCUGGGGAAGGCCCUGGGAAGGCAAAGAAACUUGCUGGACAAGUAAUUAACAGAUCGAGUGGCUGUGCCCUUGGACAUGAACUCCCAACCAGAGACUCGGGAAAUAUGCGUGUCACUGUGCCCUUGGCAUUGGACUACCAUGGAGACCUGAGGCGUGUUGGUGGCCUGUGGCCCGGGUCCUCGCCCAGCCCGGUGCUCUUUCAUCCCUCGUGUGUCAGUGUGUGUACAUACAUGUGUGUCUGUCGAUGGAGUUGUAAAUAAAGUCCCCACCCCGUCAGUCAACUCAGCCCUGGGACCUGAGUCACACACACAGUGCUCCAAGGCCCUCCUGAUCACCCAGACGGCACGCUCCACUCCGGCGCCACGGCCCCUCAUGUGCGGCAGGGGCCUCUGCAGUGACAGGAGUGUCAGCUUCACCUCCUCAGCCAGCACUGGACAGGCGCAGUGCAACCCUGAGGACACGCCCCACCAUCUGUCUUUGAGCAGAAAUGGUCCUGUGAGGAUGGAGCCAGCCCCUCUUGUUCCCCGCAGCCCUGGCCUGAGGUGCGCAGAGGACUCUCAGAAGGUGCCAGAGCAGCCUGGGUCCUGCAGUGAAAUGUCCAGCUUGCUGAUUUGAGCUUCCGCA
Molecule: messenger RNA, 2382 nt
Organism: Dipodomys spectabilis (banner-tailed kangaroo rat)
Lineage: Eukaryota; Metazoa; Chordata; Mammalia; Rodentia; Heteromyidae
Gene: Deaf1
Product: DEAF1 transcription factor
Exons: 12
Coding region: 16-1713 (565 amino acids)
Biological process (GO): regulation of transcription by RNA polymerase II
Cellular component (GO): nucleus
Molecular function (GO): DNA binding; DNA-binding transcription factor activity, RNA polymerase II-specific
Source: RefSeq, a predicted model, not a curated record